AUGGGGAAAGGAGAUUAUAAUAAUCAGCAGCAGCAGCGGAGGCACGACGAUGAUGACGAUGAAAGGAGAAACAGAAACAGAUUAUUCCUUUGUGAGAGAUGUUCGAUGGGACUUUCAAGAAUCAGUUUUAAAUGUGUUUUCGUUUUGGUGUUGAGUUUGUGUCUUUUGGUCUCUGCUCUCUUUUGGAUCUUUCCUUUCCAUUCUUCUGUAGGUUCGAUUAACGGGUUCGACGCUAAAGAUGAAAUUAAACUCAGUGCUACAGUACAAGCAUACUUCAGACUUGUAAAGCCAGUGGCGCAGCUUGUUACACACAUUGCAAGAUUAGAACAUGAUAUCAAUGACGAAAUAGGCAUCCCAAACGCAAAGGUGGCUAUUCUGUCCAUGCACCAAUUAAAUGCUUCUAAUUGGACUGAUGUGGUGUUUGGUUUUAGUCCCGAUCCAAUAAAUGUCCCAAUAAACAUGGUGUCCUUAAGUGUGCUGAGGUCAUCACUAAUUGAGCUGUUCCUUGAGCAAUCCAAUUUGACUGUGACUACAUCGAUUUUUGGGCAACCAUCUACAUUUGAAAUUUUGAGGUUUCCUGGGGGAAUCACUCUAAUACCGAUGCAAUAUGCUUCAAUUUGGCAGAUGCCCCAGAUUCUCUUUAAUUUUACUCUUAACAAUUCUAUAACUGAAGUUCUGGACAGUUUUGGAGAGUUAAAAAAUCAGUUGGAGUUUGGGUUGCACCUAAGGCGAUUUGAGAAUGUGUAUGUGAAAAUAACAAAUGAGGAUGGUUCGACAAUAACUCCCCCAGUCACUGUUCAGGCUUCAAUUGUGUCAGAUUUGGGGACACUUCAGCUACAGAGGUUGAAGCAGUUGGCUCAAAUAAUCACUGCUUCUCCUGUAAAAAAUCUUGGCCUCAACAAUUCAGUCUUUGGUAAAGUAAAGGGUGUUGUUUUGUCAUCAUAUUUAAAGGGCACGCUUCAUGCAACUCCUCCUACUCCUUCACCAGCUCCCUCUCCGCAGCUCAGUGACUGUGCUGAACCAUCAGUUUCCCCUUAUCCUGCUAUUUCUCCAUCUCUCCCUCCAGCAACCGCUCCAUCUGGCUUUAGUAUCCCAAGCGAGCCUUACCAUUCUUUUGCUCCUGUAAAUUCCCCUGCACCUUCUGUGACACCUGCCUACCCUCCUCAGCACUGUCUACAACAUGGUUCUGCAACUCCACCAAGCAACUCUCCAUCUCGUUCUAACACAACUCCUCGUUUACAUCCAGUGGCCCCAGAUUGGUCUCCUAUGCCUGGAGUAUCCUAUGGUUCUGGUCCCGGGAAAGGCUCAUUAUCAUCACUUGCACCAUCCACAUUGGCUCCAACCCCACCAUCUGUAGCAGUAGAUCCUUUCUACAGAAAGAUCUGGCUGUUGAGUUUCUCUGGGCUUUUCAUUUUUAAUCUUCUUUGUUGGCCUCACUAA
Molecule: messenger RNA, 1440 nt
Organism: Dovyalis caffra
Lineage: Eukaryota; Viridiplantae; Streptophyta; Magnoliopsida; Malpighiales; Salicaceae
Source: the annotation of a GenBank genome assembly